This is a messenger RNA of Staurois parvus, 324 nucleotides long. NCBI's taxonomy places the organism in Eukaryota, Metazoa, Chordata, Amphibia, Anura, Ranidae. The record is from the annotation of a GenBank genome assembly.
AUCAUUUUGCAUUUCCGGGGAGGAGGGCUGCUUUGUUUACCAACAGUCCUCCCUGUCAGUUUGGGCACACUGCUCUGGAUGGCUGAGCAGAGACAUCCAGAGCAGUGUGCUUACAUUGAAGAACACCCCCCCCCAGUAAAACACUCCUAUCACACAGUUAACCCUUUGAUUGCCCCUCAUGUUAAACCAUUCCUGCCCAGUGCCAUUAGUACAGUGUCAGUGCUUUUUGUAGCACUGAUCACUGUAUUGGUGUCACUGGGGAUGUCAGUGACACCAAGACAGUUCCCCCCCAGUUUCAGAAUGCCCACCGCAGUCCCGCUAUAA